AUGAGUCGCUUCGUACGCCCCUCCAAGUAUCGUCACGUCUAUCCGAACGUCGCCAAGAAGGAAGCUUGCUACGAAAACGUCAAGGUCUCCAACAAUGCCUGGGAUACGAACCUGGUCGCUGCCAACGGCAAGUACAUCUCGAUCAACUGGAACGCUUCCGGUGGCGGUGCGUUUGCCGUCCUUCCCGUCAAUCGCCCAGGAAAGCUUCCAGACAUCUACCCGCUUUGCCGAGGUCACACUGCCACUGUGCUAGACACCGCUUUCAGUCCUUUCCAAGACAACUUUGUCGCCUCUGCUUCCGACGAUGGCACCAUCGGUCUCUGGAAGAUCGAUGAUGCCAACUUCGACCAGCUCGAGUGGUCUGACAAGGAGCGAGAACGCAACGGUGGUGUCAAGGACUUUGAACCCAUCGCACGCGUUUCCGGGGGAGGUAGGAAGAUCGGCCAGGUAGUUUGGCAUCCCACUGCUUCCAACGUGCUCGCCGCUGCCACCGGUGAUCACGUUAUCAAGCUCUUUGACGUUUCCAACGCUUCCACCGCCGCUUCCUCGCCUAGCAUCAGCUUGCGUGGAUUCACCGACACCAUCCAAUCGCUCGACUGGGACUGGACCGGUACCACGCUCAUUGCCACCUCACGCGACCGCAAGAUCCGCACUUUUGAUCCACGUCAAGGCGAAAACCCGGUGCAAGUGGCCGACUCGCACGGCGGCAUCAAAGGUGCGCGUGUGAUUUGGUGCGGUGACAAGGACCGUGCCAUCACCACUGGUUUCUCGAAAAUGUCGGACCGACAAUUAUUCCUGUGGGACACUAACAAUCUCGCCAGCGGCCCACUUAAACAGGUCACGCUCGACACAUCGAGCGGUAUCAUCAUGCCUUUCUGGAGCGACAACAACAUUGUCUUCUUGGCCGGCAAAGGUGACGGCAACAUUCGUUACUACGAGUUGGAGAACGACGAGCUGCAUUACCUCACCGAGUCCAAGUCGAGCGAGCCGCAGCGUGGACUCACGUUUGUUGGCAGGAGAUUCUUGAACACGGAUGAGAACGAAAUUGCCAAGGCGUACAAGAUCACGGGUACCACGAUUCAGCCGGUUUCAUUCUGCGUUCCUAGGAAAGCGGAAGGGUUUCAGUCGGACAUUUUCCCACCUGCGCCCAGUGCUGAGCCUUCGCUGACGGCCAAGGAGUUCUUUGAGGCUAAAAGGGCGGCGAGGAACAUGAUCAGUUUGGAGACCGGCAAAGGCGUCAGUAGUGGCGGUAGCGUUGCUUCUUGCACGGCAGCGGUAUCGGCGACUCCAGCACGGACAGCAAGUCCUACCAAGUCAGCUGCCGCACCGACGCCAGUGCCCGCGUCCGCGCCCGCGCCCGCGCCUGCACCGGCCGCCGUCCCUACCCCAGUACGCUCUGCUUCGCCCACCAAACCUUCUCCGACGCCAACUGCAGCCGCAGCAACUCCGGCCACACAACCCGCUCCUACCUCGGAGCCCAAGUUGACCACGCCAGCUGAUUCUGCCGCCAGCAACGGCGUUUCCACCUCGAAAGACGUAGCCGACCUCCGAGCUCAGAUUGAAAAGCUUCGAACAGCGGUCGAGGAGCGCGAUACGCGGAUCCGACAUUUGGAGCAGGAGAAUGAGACGCUCAAGGCCAACCAGAAGCGCGCUAGGGAGGCAUUGCUCAAUUCGGUCUAG
This is a messenger RNA of Mycosarcoma maydis (corn smut), 1680 nucleotides long. Its product is annotated as putative coronin. NCBI's taxonomy places the organism in Eukaryota, Fungi, Basidiomycota, Ustilaginomycetes, Ustilaginales. The transcript has a single exon. Gene Ontology annotation, biological process: actin filament organization. The record is from RefSeq and is a predicted model, not a curated record. Gene Ontology annotation, molecular function: actin filament binding. The coding region runs from base 1 to 1680 and encodes 559 amino acids.